CGCGGAGCAUCUCCGAAAGAAAGGUAUGAGAGCGGAAGUGCUCUGAGCCGCCCCGCAACCACUCCCUACUAUCACUACCACAACCACCGCCUCUUCGCGGAUUAUCAUCACAAGUUCACAACAAACCAACACCACGCACACCCCCGACACCACAUGCUCCAACCGCAACAAUGCUCCUCGUGCACACCACCGGCAGCACUCGAAUCGGCGAGGUGCGCCGGUACACAAUAACGUACACGCCGUCGUCUGACCGGCUGCUGCCAUUGCCUGCCGCGCUGCACCUACGGAUCAAGAACACCGCGCCGCUGCCGUUCCGCGCCGCGUACCUGCACGGCCCGUACACGCUGUACGUGUCCGUGCGGCGCCAGGAGUUCGAGCCGUGGACGAGCAGUACGCCCGGCACCAGGGAGCGCGACGAGGAGCUGCAGGGAGAGCGCGAUAGGGGCCAGGGGAAGCAGGAGGGCGGGAUUCCGGUCUACGAUCCGCACCUCAAAGCCGGCGCCUCGUUCUACGCGACGCUGCCGAUCCCGCCAGAGCUGAUCGAGGACUCGAUGCGGAUAUUCCGCGAAUCGGGCGCGCCAGAUGCUCCCGGCUGUCGGAAGGGGUACGAACACGGCGGGCGCAUGAGUCUGGACGGGAAACGCACGUUCUCGCGCGAUCCGAAGCGACGCCGCAGCGUCACGUGGAUCAUCGAGGUCAUCAGUCAGGUGAUCUUCUCGACGACGGCGACGGUCGGCUACGAGAUACUGCUCGGGAGAGACGAGAAGUGCCUCAGCUUUGCGUAUCCGCUUGGCAGCGGGAAUACUACGCCGCGGCCCGGGAGCUCGGGAAGUGAUGGUACGGGAGCAGAGAAUGGCGUGUUGUCUCGUGCGGUGCAAGUGAAGUUGCAGGGGACGAAGGAGCUAUGGGAGACACCUGCGUUUCCGAGUUGGCAGGAGGGGCUGACGAGGGAGGAGAUGGCGAGGGAUCCAGAGGAGCAGGAUGAGGCGCGGGAGAGAAGGAGAAAGCAGAAAGUGAAGAGAAAGACGAAGGAUGUGCAUUUGGUUAUUCUCACACAUGGUUUGCAUAGUAAUACCGGUGCGGAUAUGCUAUUUUUGAAGGAGUCGAUCGAUGAGGAGGAGAGGAAGGCGACACUGAUGCGGAGGAAGCUCGUCGAGGAGGGCAAGAUGUCUGCCGCCGAGGAGGAGAAUGCCGAGCAGGUGAUUGUGCGCGGGUUCCACGACAACAGCUGUCGCACCGAACGAGGGAUCAAGUAUCUCGGGAAGAGACUCGCGAGAUUCGUCCUCCACACCGCACGUCCAAACCAUCCUCCGCUGCCGCAAUCGGGCCGCAAUAAGUUGCACAAACCGAGGAAGCCGCAUCAUCACCCGCAUCUGACUCCCGAAGCAAGGGAUAACGGACUGCCAGGGCUGAACGACGGGGCUGGGGAUGUACCACCGUACAAGAUUACAAGUAUUUCAUUUAUCGGCCAUUCCCUCGGAGGCCUGGUGCAGACGUAUGCGAUUGCUUACAUCCACGCACACUCGCCCACCUUCUUUCAAGAGAUCAAACCGGUCAAUUUUGUCGCGCUUGCAACACCAUUUUUAGGAUUGUCCAACGAGAACCCGCUCUACGUUCGGUUCGCACUCGACUUUGGGCUGGUGGGAAAGACUGGACAAGAUUUGGGCCUGAAGUGGAGGGCUCCCGGCGCGUUUGCGGCGUUUGGUGGCAAUGGGACAGCAUCCAAGUCUGCGGGUGGUGAUGGAAGUUCUAAGCCUCUUCUCAGAAUCCUGCCCACGGGACCGGCGCACGAAGUUCUCAAGAUGUUCCGUAAUCGGACGGUGUACGCAAAUGUUGUCAACGACGGAAUCGUUCCACUCCGCACUAGUUGCUUGCUAUUCCUAGAUUGGAAGGGACUCGGCAGGGUUGACAAGGCGAGGAGAGAGAAUGGUCCUGUCGGUGGCCUGGUUGAGUGGGGCUGGGGCCAACUCGUGAGUACCAGUACGGCAACCUCUGCGAGUAAACCACUGCCGCCGACGGGAUUUGGGUUUCCGGGUGGGUUUGGGAAUACAUUUUGGAGCAAGAGUGGAGACUCGGCCACUUCUUCGACAGUGGUGCCGCCUACCAUCGUCGCUCACGGCACUGCAGAGGAGCCAGCGGCCCAGCGACUUAUAGAAAACAAUCCGGUUACUGAAGCACCGCUCACCAAUGAGCCCUCGGCGAGGGAGCGCAGCCAGCAACAGCAGCUCACCAUUUCUGCACCACCCUCCCAACCCUCAUCUCCCAGCAUCAAACCCACGCCCAAUCCGUUCAGUGCAUUCAUGACUCUCCUUCGCCCACACGCUGGCACUAAGUCCAAACCGGCAGGAAAGAUCUACCACCGCUCCCAGACCCACUCCACUGUGUCUUCGGCCGAAUCAUCAUCCGCAGAUUUGGCCCUCUCCUCGCCCAGCGACGAGCCCACCACUCUCGAAGCGCCGCCCAAAACCUCCAUCUUGGAAGCCGCGGGCGACGUCCUCAACCCACCCCUCCCCAGCACCGAAUUCCUGAUCGACCCCGGCUCGCGCCCACAAACAAUCUUCCACGACCGCGUCUACCACGCGGACGAAAUCCCGCCGCUGCCCGCCUCCAAACGCAGCACCGGCCUCGCCAACAUAUCCACAGCGGCCAGCAACAUUCCCGUGGAAGAAAAGAUCGCGCGUGCCUACCACAAAGGCAUGUCGUGGCGCAAAGUCCUUGUGCGGCUCGAGCCCGACGCGCACAACAACAUGGUGGUCCGGCGCAUGUUCGCCAACGCCUACGGCUGGCCGGUAAUCCAGCACCUGGUCGAAACGCACUUCGGCAUGAGCUACGAAGCGGUCACCCCGGACGCCUUCGAGGGCCGCCAGGAGCGCGCAGAUACCCCCGAGGGACUUACCGAGGCCACCUCCCCGACCGUCGCGAAAGCGCCCCCGGACACCCCGACCCGCCGCCGCAGCGACACUGUCGAUACUGCUUCGUGGACGUCGGACGCGUUCAACAUCUCGGACGACGACGUGUCGACGACCGACUCCGAGGAGGACGCGAACGCGGAGGAAACACUGCAGGCGUUCCUGGGUCUGCCCCCUACGCCGCAGAAGCAGCAGCUCGAGCGCGGGACUACAGAGGUCUCCAAGGUCUCUGCCGAAGCUGCGGCGGCGGGUGGCGUCGGCACCGGUGGAACUGUGGGCUUGGGACUAAGGAAUCUCAGCUUUGGAAGCGGUCCUGGCGGGGGCUGGGGAGAACGCAGGAGGAGCGGCGAGAGCGAGAGGCGCAGCGAGGCUGUUAAGAUGCUGGAGCGCUGUAGUAGUACUACUACCGUGAGACAGGCGCAGAAGACUAGUAUUGGGAGUUCCGGCGGUAGUCCGGCGAGUGGCAGCGGUGGGGAGGUGUGGAGGGAGGGCGAGAGGGAGGGGCUGCUUGAGGGGGAACACGAGGAACGGGAGGAACGUGGGGAGGAAAGGGGCACGAAAAGUAAUGAUACCGUUAGGCAGGUGAGAAGGAUCAGUGCCGUUGGCGGGCCGGCGAGUGGGAAUGGGACGCAUGUCGAGGCGGAGAGCGAGGGGUUGUUGGCGGGGCAGGAGCAAGUAGAAGAGGGGUUAUUGGCGGGACAGGAACAGGAAGAGGAACAGGCGGAGGAGCGUGUACAAAGCACUGUGACGGGCACGGAAUAGCGAUGAUGUGCGGAGGAGUUGCAUAUAUUGGUGUUUUUUUGAGCGGCUUUUUCUCUAUAUCAUCUUGCUUGGUCUUGUGUGUUGAGGAUAGUAUGGAUGUCUGUAUGCAUACCUAGAAUGGGAUUUGAGGGUUAUAUCAGUCACUAGGUCGGGGUGGAAUCUGGACGCGAAUCGAAAAUUGUAAUAGUAAGGCGGC
This is a messenger RNA of Tricharina praecox, 3867 nucleotides long. RefSeq names its product putative serine esterase-domain-containing protein. The transcript is spliced from 2 exons. The record is from RefSeq and is a predicted model, not a curated record. Bases 171 to 3671 code for a protein of 1166 amino acids. Gene Ontology annotation, molecular function: monoacylglycerol lipase activity. Lineage: Eukaryota; Fungi; Ascomycota; Pezizomycetes; Pezizales; Pyronemataceae.